AUGUCUUCUUCCCGUCCCUCCGCAUUUGACGCUCUCAUGUCUAAAGCUCGCGCAUCCGCCAAGAAGAAGACUCCCCAGACCUCUGCUUCGUCUCGCUCGCCGAACAAACGGAAAAUCGGAGAAACCCAAGACGCUGAUUUGGGCAGAACUCUUGUUUCGGGAGGUACGACUUCGAAAAAUGGGGAUCCGAUGGAACCCGUUUCUGAUUCCGCGAAACCCAGAUCGGAUUCGCCGUCAAUUGCGGAAGAAUCGAAGAACGAUGCGAAAAAGCCUAGGGUUUUGAGCCAGACUGAUAAAGUUACCGAAAUGAAGAGCAAAAUCGAAUUGCUGAAGAAGAAGCCUGGGGAUUUCAAGCCGGAAAAAGUGUCUUGUUGGGAGAAAGGGGAGAGAGUUCCGUUUCUAUUUGUCGCGUUGGCUUUUGAUCUGAUUUCAAAUGAAAGUGGCAGGAUUGUGAUCACUGAUAUUUUGUGUAACAUGUUGAGAACUGUUAUUGCCACUACUCCAGAUGAUUUGGUCGCUACUGUCUAUCUUGCGGCGAAUGAGAUUGCACCUGCUCAUGAAGGUGUAGAGCUAGGAAUUGGUGAAGGUUCCAUUAUCAAGGCAAUCUCCGAAGCUUUUGGUAGAACUGAGGCGCAGGUUAAGAAGCUAAAUACGGAACUGGGAGACUUGGGGCUUGUAGCAAAAGGAAGCCGUUCGUCUCAGACUAUGAUGUUCAAGCCCGAAUCAUUGACUGUUGUCAAGGUUUUCAAUACAUUUAGACAGAUUGCUAAGGAAAGUGGAAAAGAUAGUACAGAAAAGAAGAAGGACCGAAUGAAGGCACUUCUUGUGGCAGCAACAGACUGUGAACCACUUUACUUAACUCGUUUACUUCAGGCAAAAUUGCGGUUAGGGUUCUCAAAUCAGACCGUCUUAGCUGCAUUGGGACAAGCCGCUGUAUAUAAUGAAGAGCACUCAAAGCCACCCCCAAAAAUCAAGUCUCCUUUGGAAGAGGCUGCGAAGAUUGUUAAACAAGUAUUCACUGUGCUUCCUGUCUAUGACAUUAUUGUUCCUGCUCUUCUAACUGGUGGUGUAUGGAAUCUUCCUAAAACUUGUAACUUUACACUUGGUGUUCCAAUUGGACCCAUGCUUGCAAAACCAACAAAAGGUGUAGGUGAGAUACUGAACAAAUUCCAGGACACCGUUUUCACAUGCGAAUACAAAUAUGAUGGAGAACGUGCACAGAUACAUUGUAUGGAGGAUGGUACAUUUGAGAUUUAUAGUCGAAAUGCUGAAAGAAACACUGGGAAGUACCCUGAUGUUGCUCUUGCGUUAUCAAGAUUAAAGAAGCCCUCUGUGAAAUCCUUUAUUCUGGAUUGUGAGGUUGUUGCAUUCGACAGGGAGAAAGAGAAAAUUCUUCCAUUCCAGAUCUUGAGCACUCGAGCCCGUAAAAAUGUGAAUGUCAAUGAUAUCAAAGUUGGCGUAUGCAUCUUUGCUUUUGACAUGCUAUAUCUAAAUGGCCAGCAACUUAUUCAGGAGAAUCUUAACAUUCGCCGAGAGAAGCUAUACGAUUCAUUUGAGGAAGAUCCUGGAUAUUUUCAGUUUGCAACUACUCUAACAUCCAGCGAUAUCGAUGAAAUACAAAAGUUUCUUGACGCUUCUGUUGACAUUGGCUGUGAAGGUUUAAUCAUUAAAACAUUGAAUUCAGAUGCUACCUAUGAGCCUGCAAAGCGAUCGAAUAAUUGGCUAAAACUGAAGAAAGACUAUAUGGACAGUAUUGGGGACUCUGUGGAUCUUGUACCAAUUGCUGCUUUCCAUGGGCGUGGCAAACGCACAGGUGUCUUUGGUGCAUUUUUACUAGCUUGCUACGAUGUUGAAAAGGAAGAAUACCAGAGCAUUUGUAAAAUAGGUACUGGAUUUUCUGAAGCCGUGCUUGAAGAGCGGUCUACCAGUCUUCGCUCUCGAGUGAUUGCUACUCCAAAACAAUACUACCGAGUUGGAGACGGCCUCAAUCCAGAUGUUUGGUUCGAGCCCACUGAGGUCUGGGAAGUGAAGGCAGCUGACUUGACAAUUAGUCCUGUGCAUUGUGCAGCUACCGGCAUUGUGGACCCUGAUAAGGGAAUUUCUCUACGUUUUCCUCGUCUACUUCGUGUAAGGGAAGACAAGAAGCCAGAAGAAGCAACAUCAUCUGAACAGAUUGCUGAUAUGUACCAAGCUCAGAAACACAAUCAUCCAAGCAAUGAUGUCAAAGGUGACGAUGAUUGA
Messenger RNA from Arabis nemorensis, 2241 nucleotides. The record is from the annotation of a GenBank genome assembly. Lineage: Eukaryota; Viridiplantae; Streptophyta; Magnoliopsida; Brassicales; Brassicaceae.